This is a messenger RNA of Carya illinoinensis, 1759 nucleotides long. Its product is annotated as novel plant SNARE 11. The transcript has 10 exons. The record is from RefSeq and is a predicted model, not a curated record. NCBI's taxonomy places the organism in Eukaryota, Viridiplantae, Streptophyta, Magnoliopsida, Fagales, Juglandaceae. Gene Ontology annotation, molecular function: SNAP receptor activity; SNARE binding. Gene Ontology annotation, cellular component: late endosome membrane; SNARE complex; endoplasmic reticulum membrane. The coding region runs from base 648 to 1433 and encodes 261 amino acids. Gene Ontology annotation, biological process: vesicle fusion; retrograde vesicle-mediated transport, Golgi to endoplasmic reticulum.
AAUUUUCGAGGAUAAAUCUCUCGCCCUUGAUAGCCAACCUCCCGAGUCCCGCCCCAACCCCUUCAGACAAAAACUAAUAAUAAUAAAAAGACGGAGGACGAGGAGCCCCUGUUUUGCAAUAGUUUGUUGUGUUUUUUUUUUUUUUUUCAAAUUUUCUAGAUCGGCGAUACUGGUAAGCGUUCGAUUUUUCUCUUCAUGGUCACUACAAGAACCUACAUUGUCCUUAUCGGAUCCGAUCCGAAAUUCAGAAAGCUAACAAACGAAUCUGAAUUCGACUGGAACCGGGAUUUGAGGCCGUUUUCUUUGGUUCCCAUUCAUUUUUCGCUGGAUGCCUAACAUUCUUGUUUUCCGGCUUUGUUUGAGUCCGCAUUGAAUGCGGAUUGCGGUGUGUUAUUCUUUACGGAUCUGACUGGAGCUUCCCUCGAUUGCUGCGGUUGGUUUAAUCCACUGUGACUUGGUUGAAUGCGGAUUGCGGUGUGUUAUUCUUUACGGAUCUGACUGGAGCUUCCCUCGAUUGCUGCGUUUGGUUUAAUUCACCGUGACUUGAUUGCUUUGGUGAUUGAAAUUGUCGUUUUGAUUGGCAUUUCUGUAUAUUAAAAAGCUAGUCUCAUUUGGUAUUUCCCUGGUUUAAUCUUGCGAAACCCGAGAUGGAUCCUUUAUCUACGAUCAGCGAAGAGCUUGCGGAGAUUGACGGACAAAUCGGCGACAUCUUCCGAGCAUUAUCAAAUGGAUUUCAGAAGUUGGAGAAGGUUAAGGACUCUAAUAGGCAAACUAGGCAGUUGGAAGAACUCACAGAAAAGAUGCGCGAGUGUAAGAGGCUUAUCAAAGAGUUUGACAGAGAAGUCAAGGAUCUGGAGAGUAGAAAUGAUCCUGGCACUAACAAGAUGCUGAAUGAGAAAAAACAGUCAAUGAUCAAAGAGUUGAAUUCUUAUGUUGCUCUCAAAAAGCAAUAUGCAUCCAAUCUUGAAAACAAGCGAAUUGAUCUCUUUGAUGGGGGUACUGAAGGACAUGGGGAAGAAAAUGUCUUGCUAGCUUCGUCCAUGACAAAUCAACAGCUAGUAGAUAGUGGAAACCGGAUGAUGGACGAUACUGAUCAAGCUAUUGAGAGGUCAAAAAAGGUUGUUCAUGACACUCUCAAUGUUGGAACUGAGACUGCAGCAGCCCUAAAGGCUCAGACUGAACAAAUGAGUCGGGUUGUCAAUGAGCUGGAUUCUAUUCAUUUCUCAAUCAAGAAAGCUUCUCAACUUGUGAAGGAACUUGGUAGGCAGGUUGCAACUGACCGGUGUAUCAUGGCAUUACUCUUCCUUAUUGUCAUUGGAGUAGUAGCCAUUAUUAUUGUUAAGCUUGUGAACCCAAACAACAAGGACAUCCGGGAUAUUCCUGGUUUAGCCCCGCCAGCGAUGACUCGGAGAUUACUUUGGAAUGCUAGUUAAAUGUUAGAAAGGGAUUAUCACACGAGGUUGAGGAUGAUUUUACCAUCUCAUUGGAUGGACGGAUGCAGUUGGCGGCACCCAUUAAACAGAAUUGGUCUAUUUGAGUGGUGGAUUCAUAAGUUUUCUCAAGAGUUUGGUCAACUUUCCUGAGUGCUAGGUAGUCCCUCAAAACUGUCGCUUAUUAGGUUCGAUUAGAAGUGUUCUAUUUGAUUAUUUAUUUGCCUUGACUAAAAUAUAAUUUGUAUUCAACAGAAACUCAAAAAUGUGUAGAUUUUGUUGUUUCAAACCAUGUAUUGUUACACUUGUAAGACUGUAUUGGUCUGCUA